This is a messenger RNA of Lycium barbarum (goji berry), 531 nucleotides long. RefSeq names its product inactive protein RESTRICTED TEV MOVEMENT 1-like. The record is from RefSeq and is a predicted model, not a curated record. Bases 1 to 531 code for a protein of 176 amino acids. NCBI's taxonomy places the organism in Eukaryota, Viridiplantae, Streptophyta, Magnoliopsida, Solanales, Solanaceae. The transcript has 2 exons.
AUGAGUGUGAAUAUGAAUGUGAUCAAAGUUAGCCCAGUAGGAGGACGAAGUGGAACUGUUUGGGACGAAAAGGGAAAAAGCGAAAUAGCCAAGAUUUUUGUUUCCGACAAUGGACAAUCAAUUUGUUCACUUCAAUUCGUGUACGUUGAGACUGACCACUUUGUUUCCUCCAACUUACAUGGUACUGCUGAACUAAGCAAAAAUUUCACUACUGUUUCGUUGGAUUAUCCAUCAGAAUUUCUUACUCUGAUAAGCGGUACCUUCUCUGCGGGUUAUUUGAGAACAAUAACAUUUAGCACAAACAAGGGUUCCUAUGGACCCUAUGGCAAGAACCCAUCACAAUACAUGGAUCAGUUCAAUUUUCAAAUGGGAAAUGAUCGUAUGUUUGCUGGAUUUCGCGGCACCAAAUAUGGCAAUAGCAUUGAGAGUAUUGGUAUCUAUGUGAAGACCAUCACAUCCUCCAUGAUAGCACCCAGGUGUUCUCGAAUAACCAAUACCCCUCAAGUAAUGAUUAAAAGGGAAGAAGAUUAA